AUGGCUUCCCUCAAGUCUCAACCAAUUGAGGCACACUCGGCAAUUGGCGAGGAUGCAGUACCGGAGUUUGAAGCUUCUGGCAUCGGCAAACGGACAUGGUACCGAACUGUCUUUUUUCAGGCCACUGUGAUUGGCCUUUGCGCAUUCUUCGCCCCGGGCCUUUACAAUGCCAUGCAAUCGACGGGUGCAGGUGGUCAACAGACUCCAUACCUCGUUAUGUCCGCGAAUGCCGUUUUAGGAGUUAUGAUGGUUGUAACAUGUUCCAUGGGAAGUGUGGUCGCCAACAGGAUUGGCCUCAAAAAUGCCUUGAUCUUUGGCACGACGGGAUAUGCUCUGUACUCAGCGUCGCUGUACACAAACAACCGUUACGGCAAUGAGUGGUUCGUCUACGUUGGUUCUGCUGCUUGUGGUAUCACUGCUGGUGUUUUCUGGGCUGCAGAAGGCGCGAUCAUGAUCAGUUAUCCGGAAGACCAGAAACGCGGCAGGUAUCUGGCCUACUGGCUGGCGUAUAGAAAUGGCGGAUCAAUCGUUGGAGGUGCUAUCAACCUUGCGUUCAAUGCGACUGGCAAGACAACGGGAAAGCUAGAUUACAGGACCUACAUCGUCUUCGUAGCUUUGCAAUGUCUGGGGCCUUUUGUAGCAAUGCUUCUGUCUCCUCCCGACAAGGUCCAACGCCAAGAUGGAAGAAAAGUAGCAAAGGCUGAGCGGAUUCCCACGGUACUAGAACUAAAGGGUGUUGCCAAAAUUCUCAUUCGCAAAGACUUCUUGCUAGUUUUCCCCUUCUUCUUCUACGCUACAUUUCUACUAUCAUAUGCGGGAUCUUACUUGUCACUUUACUUCUCCGUUCGCUCCCGUGCUUUGGCAUCCCUAGUCUCUGCACUGGCUCAGAUUACUGCAAACUUCAUAUUCGGCAACUUUCUGGACUGGAAGCGAUUCACUAUCAAUCAGCGGGCCCGAUUCGCUUACUUCGGAAUCAUGGCACUAUUUGGGGGGACCUGGGUGUGGGCAAUUGUCAUUCAGCGAGAAUAUGGGUUGAAAGCUCCUGCUUUGGAUUGGGUCGACAGCGGUUUCGGCCGUGGAUGGGCGCUUUACAUCCUCUUGCAGGUUAAUUUCGCAUUGGCAUACAACUAUGGUUACUGGCUUGCUGGCUACAUGGCGCGUGAUAACGCUGAGAUCAUCCGAUUUACAUCAACGGUUCGAGCCGUUGAAGCGGCUGGAGGCGCGGUGGCGUCAGGUAUUAGCUCUACGCAUGCUCCUCUCAUUGCCGCCGCCAGCGUCAAUUUCGGUCUAUGGGGUUUAGCACUUAUCCCAACCUAUUUUGCCGUUCGAUCAAUCGACGCGAAGCCGCUGGAGGAUAUUCCGGAGGAAGAGUCGAGCAAAAGCGUUUCUCUUUGA
Messenger RNA from Colletotrichum tamarilloi, 1395 nucleotides. RefSeq lists its product as uncharacterized. The transcript is spliced from 10 exons. The coding region runs from base 1 to 1395 and encodes 464 amino acids. NCBI's taxonomy places the organism in Eukaryota, Fungi, Ascomycota, Sordariomycetes, Glomerellales, Glomerellaceae. The record is from RefSeq and is a predicted model, not a curated record.